Molecule: messenger RNA, 591 nt
Organism: Pomacea canaliculata
Lineage: Eukaryota; Metazoa; Mollusca; Gastropoda; Architaenioglossa; Ampullariidae
Product: sialate O-acetylesterase-like
Exons: 3
Coding region: 1-591 (196 amino acids)
Biological process (GO): carbohydrate metabolic process
Molecular function (GO): sialate O-acetylesterase activity
Source: RefSeq, a predicted model, not a curated record
AUGGUCCUGCAGCGGGGUCCCCAGCGAGCUGUCCUCACUGGAACAGCGACUAGAGAGGGAGACACCGUCACUGCCCAGAUCGUGGGUCAUGGGUCACCGGUCACAGGUCAGGUUCACGGCGGCAAGUGGAAGGUGAAGCUGCCCGCUGUGACAGAAGCCGGACCUUUCGUCAUCAGGGUCAGCUCCAGCGAGGGACAGGUCACUCUCAACGACGUGCUCUUCGGGGACGUGUGGCUGUGCUCUGGGCAGAGCAACAUGGAGUUUCAAAUGAAGCAGGUGAUGAACUCCAACGCAGAAAUUCAGAAAGCCACUCAGUUCACGUCGAUUCGCUUCUUCAAAGCUCAGUACCAGAAAUCAAACACACCUCUGGACACUCUGCUGGUCGCCCUGCCAUGGAGUCUCCCGAACCCCCAGUCUCUACAGUCGUUCUCCGCCGUGUGCUGGCUGUUCGCGGAGUACUUGCAGCCUCACCUGAAGUAUCCCAUCGGCCUCGUUGAAGCAACUUGGGGAGGCACCACCAUCGAGGCCUGGUCUCCCCCAGAAGCUGUUCACGCCUGUCCCGCUGUACACCAUUCACAACCGGAACAGUAA